AUGUCGACCGGACGCAAGGUCUUUCACUGCGCCGUGGAUGAGACGGCUCUGACUACCAAUAUCAGCGAGAUCAAGAAAUGGACCACCAACGGGUCCAUCGAUCUUAUUGUCCCUCUUUACACCCUUGAACGGCUCCACGCCUUGAAACGGGCGGGAUCGCAAACCGCUAUCAAUGCCCGCGAGGCCGUUCGCUUUCUCGACCGAGUCACCUCCGGCAAAGACACCAUCGCUUCCGACCGAGUCGAACUUCAAGGUCCCAAUCAACUUUUCGAGCACUGGGAGGAUGCGGAGAAAUUCUUCUUGCCAGAAUUUGAGGAGGAACCGGAGGCCCUGACGGACGAAGCCAAUGCGGUUGCCGAUAUGCCUCCAUCGCCGACCAAGCGGCAGGAGAACCCUCGCGCACCAGCUCCGGAUGAUUUGUCGCAGAUGCUGCUCAGCAGAUUGAAUUUCAAGAAAGACCCCGAGGUGACCUCCAACACCUCCGCGGGCUCCCCGAGCGGGCCAGCCUCGCGCACUUCGUCCCGCAGCUCGCGUACCAGCCCCGAAUGCGCUCAGCAUGAAAAUGGAAACUCGAAAAAACCGGAGAAAGGCAAGGCUGGCCACCAGCGCACCGUUUCGGGGUCUACGAUUCCCGUGGCCCCGGCUGAACUCCGCCCGUUGCUGAAUGCUCUCUUAUGGCGUUUGCACAGUGGUCCGGACGGCGAGAACUCUGCUAAAGGCUGCAUCCUUGUAUCCAAUGAUCGUGCCACCCAGAUCUGGGCCCAGAAGUUCGGCAUUGCUGUGAAGAAUAUCGUUCAGUUGCGCACUGCGAUUCAAUAUGAGGAGCGCGAAUACAAGAACCGCUGCAAAUACGUUGAGAAGACCCAGACUCAGACUCAUGCUUCCGAACCCAAGACUCUUUUGUCCUACGAGGACGAAAGCGACGAGGACGAGUUGGUUUUUGUUCCUCGUGGUCGCGGCAAUGGCAAGGGCCCCUCUCGGGGUCCGCGCGGCGGGGCAUCUCGCAAGGCUGCUGCAAAGGUCAGCCCCCCAACCGUUACUGAGCCCCCAACAACGGCGAUAGAAGUGCCCACUCAACCCAUCGAUCCGAACUCGUUCAGCCGAUCCAUCGGGGCCGCCAAGGCCCCGCCCGCUGUCGAUUUGAGCCCCCAACAGACCGGUGGUCGCGGCAACGCAUCUCCCCGUCGCGGUUCCAACGGACGCCGCGGUGGAGCCAGUCGUGGAUCCAGCCGUGGUGCUCCUCGCGGUGCAGCACGAGGUAACGGACGAGGUCGAGGUAAACUUUGGGUUCCUUGA
This is a messenger RNA of Penicillium longicatenatum, 1296 nucleotides long. RefSeq lists its product as uncharacterized. The record is from RefSeq and is a predicted model, not a curated record. The transcript has 2 exons. The coding region runs from base 1 to 1296 and encodes 431 amino acids. Lineage: Eukaryota; Fungi; Ascomycota; Eurotiomycetes; Eurotiales; Aspergillaceae.